AUGUCUGCCUCACCCCCACAACCUACUCAAUCGGCCAAGCGCCCUCUCGAAGAGGCCUCCUCGCCCUCCCGAGCCACCGACCAGCCUGAGGCCAAGCGACCCGCCCUGGACAAGACAUCCAAGAAUGACGAAGAGACGGAAAAGCUGGAUCUCGCACCUGAGCUACCCGUCGAGACUGCAGAGGAGAAUGGCGAAGAAAGCGCCAACGGCGUCGCCGCAACUGAGGACUCGGCCCCUGCAACCGAUGCCGGCACCACUGCCAAGGCCACUCCUACUGUAGCGAUAUCAACGGAGGCUUCAUCUGCUGUGGCUGCUUCGGCUGCCGCUCAUGACGAGAGCUCGUGGAUCCAUAUUCGAGCAGUCAUCUCUAGUCCGGAGGCUGCCACCAUCAUUGGCAAGGGUGGUGAGAACGUAUCUAACAUUCGGAAAAUGUCCAACGCCAAGUGCACCGUCAGCGACUAUCAAAAGGGAGCUGUCGAGCGCAUCUUGACCGUCAGUGGCAUCGUCGAUGCAGUUGCCAAGGCUUUUGGUUUGAUUAUACGAACAUUGAACAAUGAGCCGCUCAACGAGGCAUCUACUGCCUCUUCCAAGACAUAUCCCCUCCGUCUUCUGAUUCCCCAUAUCCUGAUCGGUUCUAUUAUUGGCAAGGGCGGUUCUCGUAUCCGGGAAAUCCAGGAAGCGUCGGGCGCCCGGCUGAAUGCCUCAGACUCGUGCCUCCCCAUGUCGAGCGAGCGCUCCCUCGUUGUGAUGGGCGUUGCCGACGCAGUACACAUUGCCACUUACUAUGUCGGCAGCACUCUGCUUGAGCAGCUCAAUGAGCGAUUCGGUGGACCGGCCGCGUCUGCAUAUGCGACCAGAAGCGGCGCUCCCGUGGGAUCCAUCCCCGGCGGUAUGCAAGUUGUCCCCUACAGCCCACAGCCUGCAUCAGGGCACUACGGACGAGCAGAGAACUACGGCCGGCAUCAAGAGCGCCGGCCUCAUCACAUGCCACCCGCGCCCUACCCCCAACCGUACCCUCACGGUGCUCCUCACGGCACCCCGGCGAUUCCCAUGCAGUACGGAGCGGGCCAGCCUGCCGCCUAUGGAGCGGCCGCGCCUCACGUACAGCCUCACAUGGCACCCCAUACCGGCCCCCAGGCGCACGGAGCCCCCCAGGGCCAGCCCAUGCACGCCGGCAUGCCUGGAGGACCGAUUACCCAGCAAAUCUACAUUCCCAACGACAUGGUCGGCGCCAUCAUCGGCAAGGGAGGCCAGAAGAUCAAUGAGAUACGACAGAUGAGCGGCAGCGUGAUUAAGAUUAACGAGCCCCAGGACAACAGCAACGAGCGGCUAGUAACGAUUACGGGAACGGAGGAGUGCAACCGCAUGGCCCUCUACAUGCUGUACUCUCGACUUGAAUCGGAAAAACACCGAAUUUAA
Molecule: messenger RNA, 1419 nt
Organism: Trichoderma breve
Lineage: Eukaryota; Fungi; Ascomycota; Sordariomycetes; Hypocreales; Hypocreaceae
Product: KH domain-containing protein
Exons: 3
Coding region: 1-1419 (472 amino acids)
Biological process (GO): regulation of gene expression; regulation of RNA metabolic process
Cellular component (GO): nucleus; cytoplasm
Molecular function (GO): mRNA binding
Source: RefSeq, a predicted model, not a curated record